Quercus lobata is the source of this 1178-nucleotide messenger RNA. RefSeq names its product zinc finger CCCH domain-containing protein 1-like. Gene Ontology annotation, cellular component: U2-type spliceosomal complex. Lineage: Eukaryota; Viridiplantae; Streptophyta; Magnoliopsida; Fagales; Fagaceae. The record is from RefSeq and is a predicted model, not a curated record. The transcript is spliced from 3 exons. Gene Ontology annotation, molecular function: metal ion binding. Gene Ontology annotation, biological process: snoRNA splicing. Bases 7 to 981 code for a protein of 324 amino acids.
UCCUUAAUGUCAGAUUCCGGUGAAAAUCAACAGCCUGAACAAGUCUGCAACUUUUUCAGAAAGCCGUCAAGGAAUAAAAACAUCAGAAAACGAACAGUUGAUGAAGAUGAAAAAGAGGAUUCAAAAACAGAAGGCUCAUUCUUACACUGUCAGAAGAAAACCAUAAAAUCCAACAAUAAGCUGUAUUUUGCUACUGGAUCCUCUAAGAACAAAAUGUCUAUUGAAGCAAAAGAAGAUUCUGAGAAGCCAAUUUUUCAGUUUGAGUCUUCAAAGGAAAUUCAAGUUGAACAUGAUAGCAGAGCGACAGCGACUCUAGAAACUGAGACCGAGUUCUCAAGAGAUGCUCGUGCAUUGCGUGAGAGAUCUCUUAAGCAAGCAGAGGAGGCUUUAAAGGGGAGAGGAAAAAGCUCUGGGGAUGAAAAGUUGUAUAAAGGCAUUCAUGGAUAUACCGAUUACAGAGCUGGUUUCCGAAGAGAGCAAACAUUUGCUAGUGAGAAAGCUGGUGGGGCACAUGGGCCUUUGAGGGCUUCUGCUCACAUACGAGUUUCUGCAAGAUUUGAUUAUCAACCAGACAUAUGUAAGGAUUCCAAAGAGACUGGUUACUGUGGGUAUGGAGAUACCUGUAAGUUUAUGCAUGAUCGAGGGGAUUACAAGUCUGGAUGGCAAAUGGAGAAGGAGUGGGAUGAAGCAGAGAAAGCGAGGAAGAGAAAUCUAGCUUUGGGAUUAGAUGAUGAAGAUGAUGGCGGUGUAGACCCUGGUGAGGAAGAUGAUGAAGAUGAUUCAUUGCCCUUUGCAUGUUUCAUUUGCAGGCAGCCUUUUGUUGAUGCUGUUGUAACCAAGUGCAAGCACUAUUUCUGUGAGCAUUGCGCAUUAAAGCAUCAUGCGAAGAACAAGAAAUGCUUUGUUUGCAACAAACCUACUCUUGGCGUUUUCAAUACAGCUCAUGAGGUACGCAAAAGGAUUGCUGUGGAGGGUAAAUAAUGGUUGCUCGGAUGUUCGUCGUGCUCUUUGGUUUGUAACUUAUUGGAAUGAAUAUUUUGUAUUUUUGUUUUUGCUUUUGUUAGCAUUUGGAAGAGGAAGUUUCCUUCUCAGUCUCUCUUUUUCCUGGAAAAUUGUAAACUGUUUGGGGAAAUUCUCUUUAAAUAGAGAUCUUACUGAAGUAAAGUAAUUUAAGUAUG